Molecule: messenger RNA, 917 nt
Organism: Uranotaenia lowii
Lineage: Eukaryota; Metazoa; Arthropoda; Insecta; Diptera; Culicidae
Exons: 2
Coding region: 16-753 (245 amino acids)
Source: RefSeq, a predicted model, not a curated record
AUCGGAGGCUUCAGAAUGAAACUGUUGGUAUUCGCCAUUGUUCUCGGAGUCGUGGCUUCGGUCACGGCCAAACCGAGUCCUCGUCAGUUCAGCAUGGAAGAAUUCGCCAGGUUGACGGAGGAAUUCCGGGAACGUUUCGACGAUUUGCAUGAGGAGAAGGACCGAUUCGUAUCAUUGGUUCGUAUCAUUGCUCGGGGAGAAUUGAACCUUUUGAACCGUGCUGUGCUCGAAAACCUUGGCAAUGCCUGGAGUGAUAUUGAACACGAGUUUGACGACACUAGAGCUACAAUUGCCGAAAGGAUCCUCGACCCGAACGCAGAUGAAGACUGUCUGCUCGGAUUGGUCUCGGAGUUGGUUGCUGAACAGGUCCGUGCUGGCAGUGCCAUGAGCUCUUGCGCCGCUGAUAAGUACGAUGUCAAAUCGACAAUCGCCGAUGAGAUGCGUGCGCUGGCAAAUAUUCUGCAACGUAUUUCUACCGCAGCUGCCGAGUACACUCUGUACUCGUACGCUACCCACAACUCCUUCACAGACGCUGAAGACCAACUCGAAUGGUUGGAGCAAAACUUCCAGAAUCAGGAAAACUUCUGGAAUGAUGUCGCUCGCCCGGAAGCCCAAGAGGACGUAGACAACCUGGAACUGAAUCGUCCAAUUUUGGUAGAGGAAAACCGUCUGUGCUUGGAGCGUAUCAUAGCCGACAUGGCACUCGUCGAAAGAAACGUUAACAAUCGCAUUCAACAGUGCAUCGGUGCUUAACACUUUUGCUGCUUAACAAAGAUCAAUAAAACAGUAUUUUAUGUCUCCGUACCUCGGUGUGACCAUUUCAUCAACAAUUAAAGAUGACGUCACAUGCAUCCAAUCAAUCAAUAAAAAUUGAUAUUGACCAUACUGCUAGAAAUAAAAAGACGAAACAUUUUCGA